AUGGACACGGCCGUCCUCGAGUAUGCGGUCGACGAGGAGGCAGGAGUCCUCGACAUCCAGCACACGCGCACGCCGCCCGAGAUGCGCGGGCAGGGCGUGGCCGAGAAGCUGUGCGAUGCGGCCUUUGAGCACGCUCGCGGCGCGUCGCUCCGUGUCCUGCCCUCGUGCUCGUAUGUGAGCGACCGCUAUCUGCCCAAGCAC
Messenger RNA from Emiliania huxleyi CCMP1516, 201 nucleotides. RefSeq lists its product as hypothetical. The record is from RefSeq and is a predicted model, not a curated record. Lineage: Eukaryota; Haptophyta; Isochrysidales; Noelaerhabdaceae. The annotation marks the transcript as partial. The transcript has a single exon.